CAGCCCCCGCUGAGUUUCCCCACGCGCCUUUCGGAUGCUGUGAACUUUCCACCAAGCCUCCUCCCUCGGAUUCCCGGUGCGGAUAACAGAAGGGACUCGGGGACCCCGGACCGGAAGGCAAUGCAGCGCUGGCCCGGGAUGCGGGCGAGCAGACUGAGCAGAGCCAGGGGAGGGCGGAGCCGGGUCGGCACCGGCUCGGGAUCCCAGGAGCCAGCGGGGAGCUGCGGCCGCGGACCCUCAGGCGUCCUUGGAACCGUGUGAAUUCCGCCCCCACCUGCUGAAUGCACCGCUGGUCUCAGGGGGCUGAAGGAGCAGCCGGAGCAGCCCUGCCGACCCCGCCCCGGGCCCCUGGGACGCAUGACUCUCUCCACCUUGGGUGGCCCAGGCAGUGGGUGUCGCGUGGGGUCCUCCCCUUUCUGGGAAGCACAGAGCCUCCCUGGAGCUCCGAGGGGUCACUAAGGCUGAGGACUGUGGCUCGCAGCUGGAGCGUGGAGACUGUCCUCCUUGGGGCUCCCGGCUCAGCACCCCCAACCAGGACCUCCUCUGCCUUCAGCUGGGCCACCAGCAGAACCGGCCUCUGCGGCCUCCCUCCGAUGCUGCAGACCCAGGUGCAGCCCUGGCUUCCUCAUCUGCCCCAGGCUGGAUACAGGGCUUAAGUUUCCUCAGAAGAAGUGCCAGGACCUUUAAGGGCCCUACCUCCCAGCCCCCUCCAGGCAUCAAGAGGAAGCGUCCAGCAGGCAUGGGUGGCAGGGGCACCAAAGAGCUGCAGGGACCCUCCUGGGUCCUGCUGGCAGCCGCUCCAGGGCCAGCCUUGCUCUCUUCCUUUCUCGAGUUUUGAUCAUCUUCCCCAGACCGUGGGGGAUCCCAGCAGGGUUCCUGGAUCCCUAAGCUCCCAAGGUGACUUCCUGUGGCGCUUGGGGGUCCCCAGGCGAGGCUGGUACCAUGGGGCCACGUGGCCAGAAGCCCCACCUUCAGGACUGGGGCCUCUGAUGCCACUGCCUCCCCAGGCACUGACUUGGCUCCCUGCACACUGCCUGAUGGGCCCCCUUCAGUCUUGCCGGUGCCAGCUGCCCAAGAUGGGUGAUACCUGGGCUCAGCUCCCCUGGCCUGGGCCCUGCCACCCGGCCUUGCUGCUGCUCUCCCUCCUCCUGGCAGCUGGGGUGAUGCCCACGGGUGGGGGUGCUAGCUGCCCGGUCCUGUGCACCUGCCGUAACCAGGUGGUGGACUGCAGCAGCCAGCGGCUAUUCUCUGUGCCCCCCGACCUGCCGAUGGACACCCGCAACCUUAGCCUGGCGCACAACCGAAUCAGCACCGUGCCGCCCGGCUACCUCACCUGCUACAUGGAGCUCCACGUGCUGGAUCUGCGCAACAACUCCCUGGUGGAGCUGCCCCCAGGGCUCUUCCUGCACGCCAAGCGUCUGGCGCACCUGGAUCUCAGCUACAACAACCUGAGCCACGUGCCGGCUGACAUGUUCCAGGCGGCCCACGGGCUCGUGCGCAUUGACCUGAGCCACAACCCCUGGCUGCGCAGGGUGCACCCCCAGGCCUUCCAGGGCCUCGUGCGGCUCCAGGACCUUGACCUCAGCUACGGCGGCCUGGCGUUUCUCAGCCUCGAGGCCCUCGAGGGCCUGCCAGGCCUGGUGACCCUGCAGAUUGGGGGCAACCCCUGGGUGUGCGGCUGUGCCAUGGAGCCCCUGCUCAAGUGGCUCCGGAAUAGAAUCCAGCGCUGCACAGCGGACUCCCAGCUGGCUGAGUGCCGGGGCCCCCCUGAAGUUGAGGGCGCCCCCCUCUUCUCACUCACGGAGGAGAGCUUCAAAGCCUGCCACCUCACGCUGACGCUGGAUGAUUACCUCUUCAUUGCAUUCGUGGGCUUCGUCGUGUCUAUCGCUUCUGUGGCCACCAACUUCCUGCUAGGCAUCACAGCCAACUGCUGCCACCGGUGGAGCAAGGCCAGCGAGGAGGAAGAGAUCUGACGGAGGCGUGCAACCCCUCCCUGGCUGCCCUCUCGGGCCCAGGUACCCCGGCCACCUCUGUGGUGGUUCAAGCAAGAUCAGGACGCUACAUAGUGUGAGCACCUCCUUACUAUUCCGGACACUGUGCUAGGAACUGGGAACCUAAGGCGGAGCACACUGGCCCUGCCCCAGGCACCACUUCCAGGAGGGGACAGAGACUUGGAAUCGUCCCAUUGUGCCCACCUGCCGGGACUCUGAGCGCAGUUACAGCCACCCAAGGCAAGGACCUCACCUGGGUGUCUCAGAAUCAGGAAGGACAAGUGUGGAGUGCUUGUGGGCUGGGCCACCUGCUUUGCAAGUGGCCAGAGCCAGGAGGGGGGCUGCACAGAGCCCUGAGUGCCCCUCCAGCACCAGCCAUCGUCCUCGUGGCUGCCAGCGCUGCCCUGGGGCUGAUAAGGCUCCCACCUCCUGGGCAGCACCCGUCCUCCCUGCUCUGGCCGUGCCACUCUGCCUAGCCUUGGGGACUCCCGGGGUCACAAACCCACAGCAUGGCAGCACCUGGGGCUGGAGCAGGAGGAACCCACCUCAGCCAUGGCCUUGGACAGGCUUGUGUCUUUUUCAAAGCAGCCCAUCGUCCCUGAGCUCUUCCAAAUAUCACCACUGUGAUGCUUGUACUCCCAACAGUCCCUUCCUGAGCUCAUCUUCAGAGGCGAGCGCCGCCGCUCCGGCUUCGCAGGUGAAGAGGCCCAGGCUCAGAGCUAAGGCCACUGCUACUUCAGCAUCAGGUGGGGCUGGGAGCAGGGCUGCACGCCU
This is a messenger RNA of Octodon degus (degu), 2765 nucleotides long. RefSeq names its product leucine rich repeat containing 55 (gene Lrrc55). Gene Ontology annotation, molecular function: transmembrane transporter binding; voltage-gated potassium channel activity; potassium channel activator activity. Lineage: Eukaryota; Metazoa; Chordata; Mammalia; Rodentia; Octodontidae. The coding region runs from base 990 to 1973 and encodes 327 amino acids. Gene Ontology annotation, cellular component: voltage-gated potassium channel complex. The record is from RefSeq and is a predicted model, not a curated record. The transcript is spliced from 3 exons.